UUUUUAUUAAUAUUAUUAUUAGAAAAUAAUAUUUGAAAAUGAGCGGGAUUCAAAUGUUUCCUAAGCUGAACUGCACAGCAUUAUACAGAUUAGAUUCGGUUAUCGGAGAUUUCUCCCACGUGGAGCACUUUCUCACCAGGGAGGAAAUUUGUGAGAUAAAAUCUGGUUGGGUGACAAUAGUUGGAGAGGAUACAGGGGGACAUGGAAUCAACAUAUUUCUCAGGAUGUUUAAACAUUACCCUGAGUUCAGAUCUCAAUACUUUGGUUUCCUGGCGACCUUGCGUGAAGAUGAACUAAGAAAAAGUCCACGUUUAAACUCCCACGCAUCAGGUGUUCUACUCGGGGUUACACAGAUUAUUAACGGAUUAGACAAUCAGUUAAUUGUGGAAGAUGUUGCUUCUAAAUUUGCAGUUUCCCAUUUCAAGCGAGGCGUGCGCGCCAAGAAUGUGCGAGUUCUCACCAAUAUUAUAGUCGAGUAUCUCCAGGAGACAGGAGGCUUGUCAGACCGUGCUAGUGGAGCCUUUAAGAAAAUGUUCGAUAAGUUCCUGGAGAUUAUUGAAAAAAAGCAGGAGGACCUAGAAGAUCAGGAGAGAAAGGAAAGAAGAACUAAACAGAUGAAAAAAAAUAUUAAACUAAUGGCCAUUGCUCUAAUUGUUCUAGGAGUUGAGAAGUCUGUUGAGUUCUUAACAGCGCUGUUAAACGGAACCAAUGGAAAAGCUGGACAAAACUGUGUCUGUGGUUAACAUCGCUGUCAAAAUAAAAUAACAAUGUGGUAAUGUUUGAAAAUAUUUAACAUCGACGUAAAGAUAUAUAUUUACACAUUUUACAGAUCGUUAAAACCUUUAAAGAAAUUAAUUAUUUUUGUUAGUACUUCCAUAUUGUAAAUACAUUGUGAAUAUAUACGCCGUAGUGUUUUAAAUUGUUUAAAGGGACUGUAAGCAAAUGAUUCCCCAACAGUACAUUUAAAAGCUUUGUUUGACCAAAUAUCAAUGUUUAUAAUUUUGAAAACUGAUUAGUUUCAAUAGUGGUUUCUACUUUCUAGUAAAUAGAACAUUUUCAUAAUGUGUUUUGGUUACCUGUCCAUUUGGUUUAAAAUUUAUCUUAUUGUUAUGGAACUAUGGUAAAAAUAAUAUAUAGACAUAGCAAUUUUUUAUAACCUUACUAUCAAAAAGAAAAUUAUUGCUAUACUUCUUUGUUAUCUUAGUAAAUAAACCUAUAAUCGACCGCAGCCACGUUAUGGUCCUCCAGUCCAGUUUUCCUCCUCCUUUUAAUUGG
This is a messenger RNA of Eurytemora carolleeae, 1275 nucleotides long. RefSeq names its product globin-like. Gene Ontology annotation, molecular function: oxygen binding; heme binding. The transcript has 10 exons. Lineage: Eukaryota; Metazoa; Arthropoda; Copepoda; Calanoida; Temoridae. The record is from RefSeq and is a predicted model, not a curated record. Bases 39 to 743 code for a protein of 234 amino acids.